GACGAGGACGAGGAUGAAGAGGAAGAAAAAGAAAAAAGCCUCAUUGUGGAAGGCAAGAGGGAAAAGAGGAAAGUCGAGAGAUUGACAAUGCAAGUGUCCUCGCAGAGAGAGCCGUUUACAAUUGCACAAGGCAAGGGACAGAAACUUUGUGAAAUUGAAAGGAUACAUUUCUUUUUGAGUAAGAAGAAAACGGAUGAACUUAGAAACCUACACAAACUGCUUUACAACAGACCAGGCACAGUAUCUUCAUUAAAGAAGAAUGUGGGUCAGUUCAGUGGCUUUCCAUUUGAAAAAGGAAGUGCACAAUAUAAAAAGAAGGAAGAAAUGUUGAAGAAGUUCAGAAAUGCUAUGUUGAAGAGCAUCUGCGAGGUUCUGGAUUUGGAAAGAUCAGGUGUAAACAGUGAGCUGGUGAAGCGCAUCUUGAACUUCUUAAUGCACCCAAAGCCUUCUGGCAAGCCAUUGCCCAAGUCCAAAAAAUCUUCCAGCAAAGGCAGCAAAAAAGAGCGGAGCAGUUCCGGAAUGGCAAGGAAGGGCAAGCGAACCAAAUGUCCCGAGAUUUUGUCAGAUGAAUCUAGUAGUGAUGAAGAUGAGAAGAAAAACCAGGAAGAGUCUUCAGAUGAUGAAGAUAAGGAAAGUGAAGAGGAGCCGCCCAAGAAGACCUCUAAAAAGGAAAAGCCGAAAACAAAAGCCACCGCAAAAAGCAAAAAAUCCGUCAAAAGUGCGAAUGUGAAGAAGGCCGACAGUAGCACCACCAAGAAGAAUCAAAACAAUUCCAAAAAAGAAAGUGAGUCUGACGAUAGUUCUGAUGAUGAACCUUUAAUUAAGAAAUUGAAAAAGGCACCCACCGAUGAAGAGUUAAAGGAAACGGUCAAGAAGCUGUUGGCAAAUGCCAACCUGGAGGAAGUCACAAUGAAGCAGAUUUGCAAAGAGGUUUAUGAAAGUUACCCUGCUUAUGAUUUAACUGAAAGAAAGGAUUUCAUUAAAACAACUGUUAAAGAGUUGAUUUCUUGAGCAGACCGAGUUCUUCAGAAGUUGGAGACCGCAGACUUGGCCCUAUGGACUCGCAGCUGAUUCUUACCAGCAGAGACCGCGACUUCCUUUCCUACAUCCUUGUUACGCAGUGUUGGUAGAAAUUACUGUCGACCUUUUGAUCUCCACGUGUUAGAUGAAUCUGACUUUGCCGUUUUUAAUUACAUUUCUGUGCACUGUUUAGUUUAAACUCUUGCAUGGCUGUAAUCGUUCCUUGCUUUUACAGUUGUAUUUUGUACAUUUUGGCUUUCUUUAUGUUAAGAUUGUAGAUUCUCGUACUGUUGGGGUUUCUAGUGUGCUUAUUAGCUUCUUUUAGACGGACAUACUUUUAAUCAAGUUCAGCAAAAGCUGUCAUUACUGGCGUCCAUACAUGCGGAGAAUGUUGCAGUAUUUAUAUGUGAAGUAUUUUGAAGACACAUCUCUUCCGUCAGUCUAAAAACGCAGUUCUAUGUGUUCCUCAUAUUAAAUAUAUGAGCUACUGUUGUCAGAGGCAAAUGGAACCUUUUCUCCUGCAUGUGUACAUAUAUGUCCAGUGUCAGCAUGACAGGAGUGACAGAUAUUAUUUUUAUAUUUCUAAAAACAAAUUUGUUGUAUAUAUAGUUUUUAAAUUUCUUUUGUGCAGAUCAAUUUUUAAACUCAAAACAGGUGGGUAUCUUUAUAAACUGAGGGGUUAGUGUGUGGCCAGGCUGGUGUGGCAGAGCAGUGAGGCAGUGUGGGGACCACACUGCAGAACAGGCCUCUCCUGCUCUGCGUGGAAAAAAUGUCAUCAAUUUGAAAUUGUAGGCCACCUCUACAAAAUGUCACUAGUGGGCUUUAUAUAAACAUAGACCAAGACGAAAACGUCUACUUUGGGGGAGAGGGUGGGGUGAAGGAUAAGCACACGUGGCUUGUAUUUCAUGAAAUGAACUGAUUUUUAUUAACUGCUUAGCUUAUAUGAAAUGCUGAAAUUUAAAGGACCCCUGGCCACCCUCAUAACGGGGAGCAAAGUAGCAGGUAUAAUGCCACAAGAAGAUAGUGUGCCCACAGCAGUGGGUGCAUGCCAGUGUUUCUCAAAAGUGAUGAUAAACUUUCAUAUGAAGUUCCAUGUAUUUGUGGAAUCAGGGCUGUUGAGUUUUAACUUUUGGCCAAUUACGAUCCUAGGUGAUCAACAUAUGAACCACUUUUUCUGUUGACUGAAUUUGCUACAUCAUCUAUGAAUUCUAAGACAAAACACCCUUAUGAGAAAGCCCUGUGAUCGGCCUGUGGGGUUCUAGCUAACUCUGGACCACAGACAUAUGUGAAAAUGUGUGUAUUGACCGGUAGGAGCUGUCACAGCUUUGACUUGUGUUAAAGGUAUCUGGGAAAGGCAUACUUAAUACAAAUGAAAUAAACAAGCGUGCCCUAAGAAUUGGCCUUUGAUUUUAAGUAUUUAAUUUGUUCGUAUGAACUUUGUCAAUAAAAAUACAAAAUCCAUGGUGUCCUAA
This is a messenger RNA of Echinops telfairi (small Madagascar hedgehog), 2492 nucleotides long. RefSeq names its product DEK proto-oncogene (gene DEK). Gene Ontology annotation, cellular component: nucleus. The annotation marks the transcript as partial. Gene Ontology annotation, molecular function: histone binding; DNA binding. NCBI's taxonomy places the organism in Eukaryota, Metazoa, Chordata, Mammalia, Afrosoricida, Tenrecidae. The record is from RefSeq and is a predicted model, not a curated record. Gene Ontology annotation, biological process: regulation of double-strand break repair; chromatin organization. The transcript is spliced from 10 exons.